AUGUAUGAAGGUACCGGGGAUCCCGACAAUCAUAUCGCCCAGUAUAAACAACGCAUGCUAGUAGUAGCAAUCCCCCGGGAUGCACUGGAAGCUACCAUGUGCAAGGGUUUCAGAUCAACCUUGACUGGCCCUGCUCUGCAGUAUUACAUCAAUCUUCCUACCAAAUCCAUCAAGUCCUUUGCAGCCCUUAGCGACAUGUUCGUAGAGCAAUUUGCUAGUAGUCGCAACCUAGAGAAGAACUCAGACGACCUCUAUGAAGUCCUCCAGCAUAGGAACGAACCCCUUCGUACCUACAUAGCACGCUUCAACCAAGAGAAGGUGGCUAUCCCUGAGUGCAACGCUGAUACGGCUAUCUCAGCCUUCAAACGGGGCCUACUCCCGGAAGGAGAUCUCUACAAAGAGCUGAUCAAGUACACGUGUAGGACUAUGGAGGACGUAUUGUCUCGCGCUUGGGCUCAAGUAAGGUGGGAAGAAGAUGUUGCUAGUAGGGCCAAAUCAUGUCUGAAGUAUGAUCAGAAGUCCUCAAAGCCAACUAGGAAUGAUCGUGACGAACCCUCUCAUUCCAAGUCCGCUAGGGAGACUAGUAACCCGAGAAGGGGCAGGUACCAACAUUUACCCCUGCCUAGAUCCGAAGGGAUGAUGGUAUCCACGUGGCCUGAUAUCUCUCAUCUUGCGAUAUCCAAACCGGAACUGAUCGGUGUCCUACGACAAAUGGUCCUCAAGUCAAGUGGCCUCCUAAGAUGA
Molecule: messenger RNA, 744 nt
Organism: Raphanus sativus (radish)
Lineage: Eukaryota; Viridiplantae; Streptophyta; Magnoliopsida; Brassicales; Brassicaceae
Exons: 1
Coding region: 1-744 (247 amino acids)
Source: RefSeq, a predicted model, not a curated record